AACUGCACUGUCCGACAGUAUUCGUCCGGACUUUGGAACGUGGACAACCCCAUUUCAUCGCCUCCUUUUUCCGUAACCUCAAGUGACUCACUUUAAGUGUCCUUAGAGAAGUGCCUUUUUCAUAAAUACACCUACUUACAUUGUUUAUCUGAAGGAGAACAUUAUCGGAGUCUGAUGAAAAACAUUCGAAAAAUAAUUAUUUUCUACGAGUUUCUAUGAAAACGUAUACUGUACGCGUCUUUCCUUAAAACGGCAAUACGAGUAAACGAGUGCUUUGUUUAGUGACGUAUAAAUUACAGUCAGUAUUGAUCUUGAUCUGUCUGCGUGUGUGGGGGUGAUUGUUUGCUAAAUGAAGAUCUCAACUAGCGCAUGAUUCAAGACGCCAAGCCACGUGGUAGUGUGACAAUCGUGUUUCAUUUACUACCGAAUUGACUGCUGAGUUCCCAUCCGCUCUCCGAUGGCCGUGUCUACUUUGAAUAUGGCUCCGUACUUCACAGGAUACCCGUUUCAAGGGCAGGGCAGGGUGAACCAGCUAGGCGGCGUCUUCAUCAACGGACGCCCUCUGCCAAACCACAUCCGCCUCAAGAUCGUAGAGAUGGCCGCCGCUGGGGUUCGACCCUGCGUCAUCUCGCGACAACUGCGCGUGUCACAUGGCUGCGUGUCCAAGAUACUGAAUCGUUACCAGGAGACCGGCAGCAUCCGCCCUGGAGUCAUAGGGGGUAGUAAGCCGAGGGUGGCUACCCCCGAGGUGGAGCAACGCAUCGAGGACUACAAGAAGGCGAACCCAGGCAUCUUCAGCUGGGAGAUCCGCGACAGACUCAUCAAGGACGGAAUAUGCGACAAGAACAGCGCGCCAUCUGUCAGCUCCAUCAGCAGGCUGCUAAGAGGGGGGCGUAGGGAUGAAAGCGAUCCCAGGAAGAACCACUCCAUCGACGGCAUACUCGGCCCGAGCAGCGGUGACGAGUCAGACACGGAGUCCGAACCAGGGAUCCCCCUGAAGAGAAAGCAGCGUCGGAGCCGGACGACGUUCUCUGGAGACCAGCUGGAGGAGUUGGAGCGCGCGUUCCAGAGGACGCAGUACCCAGACGUCUACACCCGCGAGGAACUUGCCCAAAAAACGAAACUGACCGAAGCUCGAGUCCAGGUGUGGUUCAGCAACCGACGGGCGCGUCUACGGAAACAGCUUAACAGCCAACAGCUAAACGCCUUCAACUCCAUGUCCUUACAGUCAGCGUUCCCGUCACAGUAUGCCCUUCCGGACCCAGCGGCCAACUUCAACCCUCAGAGCCACACGGCUUCCUGGGCCCAACAGAGCGCCGCCGUAGCGGUGGCCGGUUACGCAGCGGCGGGAGCGUAUUCUGCAGCUGGAUAUCACCACCCAGGAACAUCGAGUGCGGCCAGCGACCCGGGGUCAGGAGCGGGUCCUACCGCCACCACGGCCUCCUCCAGUCAGUUCCCCGGCUACUCGCACCACCAAACCGGACCACCCUCAGCGCCCCCAGGGGUCAUGCCCGGCCAACACUGCGCUUCUCACCACCAGGCGUCAGCCUGGACGCGUCACCACGUCGCGCAGUCAGCUGCCAAAGCUGUGGAUGUCCCAACGGCGUGGACUGACAACUACAGUUUGUUCGCUAGCGGAGCGUCCCACUACAGUGCUACCAACCUAACACCACACUCGCCAUCCGAAGCGAAGUCCGGUUACCCUUACUUCGGCCAACUGAGUGGUAUGGAAGCCGGCAUGGUUUGUGGCAGGGUACACUGACAAGACCACCUCAUACAAAGACACGGAUCACAAAGUUACUGUUUGUUUCCACGUAAUUACACCGUCGGCGUAUGGUCUGUGGACAAAAGAAGUUGAAACGUGUGCUUCAGUGAUUAACAGUUUGAGUGCUAUGAACGUGAUAUUUGGUACAGUAUUGCCAAUUUUACUUUAAUUUUGGUGUGUGGUGUGAAAAUAAACUACUGCUGAUAUCUCCUGACUGGUCGUGCCAACUAUUUGUGACUUUCAGCAAAGAAAACAAACAUCUUAAACAGAAUGACGAAAAAAAAUUUAUCGAUUUGUCGAAAAUUCGUUAUCGACAUAUAAAGGAUUCGGUAUUGAAUACCAGUGUUGUAAAUUGUUUCAAUUAACAAGGGACAUUAUAUAAUACAAAAAGGAAUUUUAGGUACUUAUCAGUUCACUAAGCCGGAGGGGAAGAGACCGCUGGGGAGACCUAGACGUAGAUGGGAGAAUAAUAUCAGGCGGGAUCUAUGGAAGAUAGGAGUUAAAGGAGACUGGAUUUUGUUGGCCCAGGACAGGGUCCGAUGGAGGGCUUUGGUUAAUUCGGUGAUGAACCUUCGGGUUCGGUAAGCCAUCUAGUUAGUUAUCAGUUCACUAAAGUUUCGGUAUGCAAGCUAAGUACACUGAACUUAUUUGCGAAAAUUGGAAUAAAUUCAUUAUUUCACCGGAAUCUCAAGUUGAAUGGAACCAAUAUAAAGAAGCAGGUUCAAGUAGGCCUAUUCCUUCGUUAAAUGUAAACGAAUUACUAACCUAAAACUUCAACUGCAUUCAAUUUAUUUCGUUUGCCUGCGUCUGGUUUUGCGUACAGAACUCUGUGAUGAGUAAAAAUGCCUGAAAAGCAUUGUGAAUGCAAAACUUCGUUCUCGACAAAAGUAAUUAUUAGUAUUAACUGACAAGAAAUAUUGAAUUAAAUUGCAGUUUUAGAACUUCAAUACCCAUUUCUAUUGAAUUUUCUACGACACUAAACACGACUUAGGGAAACAUAUUUCUUAUAUUUUCUGUCAGUAUUAUUGUGUUCAUCUUUACGACUUGGCUUUGAAAAUAGAAGGCAGUACGUUCUUAGGAAACACUGGCAAACAUAUACAAGACUACACGCUUUCACAACCCAGAAGACCACAAUCGACAUCUUUACAGUCGUAAGAACCUCACAUCUCAGCAUUUAGACAUACGCACAAUCGGAUAAACGCAAUUUAGACUCUCCGUCCAACAGACACUUUGCUGUGAUGUUAACAUGAAGUUGAUGAGAAGUGUUUUAUAUAUAUAUAUAUGAGAAUUUAGGCCUAAUUUUAAUGAAACUGAAUUCUUGAUAUAAAUAAUUUUAAAACUCGUUACAUUUCUGAAAAUGAGUAACAGGUUUGAUAAUAUUUUAAUAUCAAGUGAUUGUGCUCAUUUAAAAAUAAUCUAUUUAUUUGGUUAACAGCUUUAUUGUAAUAACAAACAUAUUCGAGUGGAAACAAUUUUACUGUGCGAAGGCUUCCGCAGAGAAUUUUCACCAACAUUUAUUGAUAAUGUACUUAAAUUGCAACGAAAAGUUUCUGGUGUCACAUAAAAUACUUUAUUUUAAUAUUAUAAAAUCUUGUUGUACAUGGUAAUUAGAUUUAUACGUUAAUUAAAUUUAAAUAAAA
Molecule: messenger RNA, 3405 nt
Organism: Zootermopsis nevadensis
Lineage: Eukaryota; Metazoa; Arthropoda; Insecta; Blattodea; Termopsidae
Product: protein gooseberry
Biological process (GO): regulation of transcription by RNA polymerase II; anatomical structure development
Molecular function (GO): DNA-binding transcription factor activity, RNA polymerase II-specific; RNA polymerase II cis-regulatory region sequence-specific DNA binding
Source: RefSeq, a predicted model, not a curated record